This is a messenger RNA of Fusarium vanettenii 77-13-4, 549 nucleotides long. RefSeq lists its product as uncharacterized. The transcript is spliced from 2 exons. Lineage: Eukaryota; Fungi; Ascomycota; Sordariomycetes; Hypocreales; Nectriaceae. Bases 1 to 549 code for a protein of 182 amino acids. The record is from RefSeq and is a predicted model, not a curated record.
AUGCCCUUCGUCGGUGAAGACAUCCGCCCUGGGAUCAAGCGAAGACUCAGCGACGACCAUGAACCGACAUCCUAUCGCCCCGACCAGCCAAAGGACUUUUACCUUCUCAACCAGAGGUCCGACCUCACCCCGCGCAAGAUCCUUCCCCUGACCAAGCGAGCCCGCAUCACUGAGGAUGACAUCCUCGCCCACGACAACUUUACCUACACCAACUCUCACAGACGGCGUCGGUCUUCGCAGCUCAAGAUGAUGCCAGUGCAGCCCCUUUUCGCCAGCCGUCCCUCACCUCGACCAACUGGGGCCAUCCUCGCUCCCUGCCACAUCUGCCACCGCAAACCAACCAAAAAGUCCGACCUCGACUCGUUUGCCGAAUGCCAAGGCUGUGAGACACAUUACUAUCAGAACAAGAAGCGCUCUCGAGGUCUUUUCAUAUGCACGACGCCGACGAUGAUCAACCCUCACAACGCAACGCCAAGGGAGGACAAGAAGCACACAAAGGAUGGGACGCUGUUGGACACCGCUCUGUGGUGUGUAGUCGAUGCUGCAUAG